GAAGUAUGAAUUUAUCACAACACUCCCCUUCAUUUCUGGAAGUCCGACAGGGUCACUUCUUGAUGAUUCAGCAGAGCUCAUUGCAGUACUGGUACUUCUGACGUCUCAGCUUCUUGGUGAGAAAAUCUGCAGCUAUUUCAUUGGUCGAACAGUAGACCAAUCACAUUCUCCCCUUCUCGACUUCAUCCUUAACGAAAAAAUAUCGUAGUGAAAUGUGUUUCGUCUUGUUGGCGAGGCGAGGCUGGUGCGCGAUUUGAUUGCACUCUGAUUGUCGCACUGCAAGAUGAACUGUGUACUUGUCGUCAAUUUUGCUUCCUCCAGUAGCUCUUGCAGGUAGAGUCCUUCGCGAGUAGCUGUGCAAGGAGCUAUAAACUUGACUUCAGCAGUUGAUAGGGCUAUGCGUUCUUGCUUUGUAGAAUUCCAGGAGAUGGUCACGAUAGGUUCGAGACAAUUAGAAGUAUUUGCUGCGUGAUCAGCAUCAAAAUAUCCGGUAAGAUAAAGAGUUUUCGUAGUGACAACUUGAUAGGUAUGUUCGACUUCAGGCAUUGAAGUAAAAUACUGUAGGGCGCGUAGAAGUUCUAGCCAAUUGUUCCCCUCAUGUCGACGCAGAUAUUGAGCGAGCUGGCUAGCAAAAUAGGAGAGAUCCGGACGACACGUUACGGCUGCGAAUAAGAGACAACCUAAUUGCUGCUGAUAGAGCUGAUGUUCAGUGCUGUCAAGCGGAGCUGUAUCGGGUUUGUAAUCCAUAUGCAGAGAGCGGUAAGGCGUAGUGACUGUCGAGGGUGUGAGAUUAAACUGCACGGCUAGUGUAGCAGCAUACUUUGAAGCAGUACGAUGAAUAGCAGUUGGUGUGCGGUGAAUUUUUAGUCCAAGAAACUGUGUGGAAGUAGUUGUAAUGGUGAUCUGUAGGUGUUGUUGAAAUUUCUGUUCGAAGGCAGUAGCGAGAGAAUCAAUGGUGCUAACGUAGAGCAAAGUGUCAACAUAAGCGACGAGAAGAAUGUAUCCAGGGCCGUCGAUAAGUAAAUACAUGCCUUGAUUGUGCGGUAGCUGUCGAAACCCGGCAGCAAGUAAAUGAGCAUGAAGAUACUGCUGUCACUGGCGUGGAGCCUGUUUAGUGUCGUAGAGAGACUUUCUGAGACGGCAGACGCUUGGAGGGUAAGUUACGUAAGAAUGCGGGUACUCAACCAGAAUUAAUGCGUGGAUGGGUGCAUAUAGAAAUGCAUUGGCGACGUUGAUUUGGCGACGUCGAUUUGGCGAAGUCUGAAAUUCUAGCAGGCUGCGAAGCAUAGUAAGAUGCGGACACUAGUGUGUCCGCCGACAGGAGCAAAUGUUAGCUCGUAGUUGAGUCCAAAAGUUUGCUCAAAGUAUCGGACAACCCAUCGCGCCUUGAUUUUCUCUAAGGAACCAUCAGCGUUCGUCUUCACACGAAAAACUCAUUUGCCGGUAAAUACCUUACUCCCCUUGACUUCUUUAAGUGAGAUUUUAUCCCAUGUACCUCACUUUUCCAGAGCCCUGAACUCCUGGUCCAUGGCUUCCCGCCAUUUUUCCCUGUGUGGACUGCUCAAAUCUUGGCGAACAGUUUUCAUCUCUGAAAUCUUAUUGAUGUUCGACUGUGCUGCAACUGCGAGUCCCAAAACUUGUAAUCCUGUUUCUGUAAAACGAGGACGAUUGGAGUUGACACCGGAGAAAUUGUCUUCUGACCCCUGUUCCCCCCCAAUUUUGCCAGGUGUCACACGGAUAGCUGGUUUGGAGACACCGGGCAUUGGCUGCUGCUAAGGAUCAUGUUAGCAAUCAAGAAUAAUGUCUCGGACGUCUUCAGAAGCAGCUUCGCUGAGUGGGAUGAAUUCAGCGGUUCCGGCUGACGUGGCUGGCAUGGGGAUGUUUGUGGCAGCUGCUUCAAAAUUGUCGGCAACUGCUUCAUCCUGUGCAUCUGUCUCAGCUUCACUGCGAGCCUUCAAACAACCUGACAGGGUUCGCAGAUGCUUCCUGGGACCCUCGGCGUUUGAUGCAUAGGGUUUGAAGAUACUCACUGCACGUGUUACUGGUAUACUCUCCUGCUCCGUCACUUUGAAAUUCUUGGAGCUUCUCCUUCGACUCUCUCUCAGCAACUGCAAGCCAUGCGACGAAAAUGGAGUGAGCCAUAUGGCGAGCUGGGAUGUUGACAGUCCAAAUGUAGCGAGUACAAGCUUUGAUAAAAGUAUAUUAUAUAGAGUUCCCCCUUAGGCCCAGCUUCAGGUAAGUUCAGGAUGUCACUGUAGACUGUCUGCAUAAGCGUGUAGCAAAUCGAUCCUGGAAAGUGACUUGAAACGGGUUCAUGUAGCUGAUUAGCAGUGGUACACAUGGUGCAGACGGUCAGGCGGGAUGACAGCUUUAUCUCUUUUCCAUCAGGUAAGAGUAAACUGUUCUUGUCAAU
This is a messenger RNA of Closterium sp. NIES-67, 2413 nucleotides long. The record is from the annotation of a GenBank genome assembly. Lineage: Eukaryota; Viridiplantae; Streptophyta; Zygnematophyceae; Desmidiales; Closteriaceae.